This is a messenger RNA of Polypterus senegalus (gray bichir), 2501 nucleotides long. Its product is annotated as zona pellucida sperm-binding protein 3-like. Gene Ontology annotation, biological process: egg coat formation; positive regulation of acrosome reaction; binding of sperm to zona pellucida. The record is from RefSeq and is a predicted model, not a curated record. Gene Ontology annotation, molecular function: acrosin binding. The transcript has 8 exons. Lineage: Eukaryota; Metazoa; Chordata; Cladistia; Polypteriformes; Polypteridae. Gene Ontology annotation, cellular component: extracellular matrix. The coding region runs from base 562 to 1734 and encodes 390 amino acids.
AAAAAAAAAAAAACUUGAAGUGAUUUCAAAACGUUAAGUAUCUCUUACAAGGACAAAAUAGUACCAGGGGAUAACUUUAACAUGCACAAGGGGAGAACAUAUAAACUGGACAUAAAGAAUUCUGUCAAGAAUCUUAAACUAUAACUUAGGCAUUAUAUAGCAACAGCGCUAGCCACACUAAAAUAUGUAAUUCCAUAUGCAUAGAAUCAUUGUUGGAAAUUAUUCAUAAUAACGUGCCCCGCUGAUCUGUAAUUUGUAUAUUGCAAAUUAAUACCGAAAUCACUUGAUUAAAAAUAUAUUUAAACCCUUUCCUCACACUUACCUCACACGCUCAACAUCCAGUACUGUAUAUCUGUUUCCAGUCCUGUUUUACAAAUAGAGCCUUAACGUGAGAUUUUUUUGACUUCUUGUGCAUAAACCCAGUUUACUCUAAUCUUCAGCUAAACGUCGAGCAGCGAACUCUCGCAGAAAUCCUCGCGUUGUUGUGACGUAGAUUCAUUUAAGCGCGCGCGGGCGGGCUGAUAAUAACAAAGUGCAAGCUCUUCAACGUCGUAAAGCAAAAUGUACUUGUGCUGUUUUCUGCUCAAUGUCGCGCUGGCUGCUUUGUGGCAGACUAUAAAUGCUAAUGCGCCGCCUCGCUCUUUAGUCGUUCCUUUUGAGGUUACCCCUUUCCCACUGCGUCUCAUCAGCCCACGAGUGAAAGUACCAAUUGGUGACGAGAUGCCUGUGGCGGUGCGACGCGUCCUCACUCAACCUGUCUUGCUUCCCGGGGCCGCUGCCCAUCAUAGCGUGUCGGUAAAGUGUGGAGCAGUCAUGAUGGAAGUCCGAGUGCGGAAGAAUUUCCUUGGCGUGGGCUGUGUAGCCUCGGAGCUCAAGCUAGGGUCUCACUGUCGGAGCAACGUGGUGGACCGAGAGAAAGGAGAUUUGUUGUUCGUCUACCCGCUGCGGGACUGUGAAACCAGACGUCUGGUGCUUCCUGGCAAGGUGAUCUAUAAAAAUGUGCUUAAUUAUGUCCCAAGAAAAAAUUUGGGAAUUAUUCGGAGGAGUCAUUCAGUUGCCAUCCCCAUUGAGUGCUUCUAUUACAAGUUUCAUCAUGUUUAUAAGCUGGUGGCACACCCUGUUUUUAAAACUGCAAUUGUUGCCAAAGCACUGGAAAGCCAGCUUGGUUUUCAACUGAAAUUAAUGAACAGCACAUGGAUAGAUUCUUGGAAGAAGGAAUACCAAAUUGGACAAAUCGUGCAGUUGCAGGCUAUUAUUAAUCUUGAUGAUAAAAACAAAAAGCUUUAUGUCAAGUAUUGUUUUGCAACAAUGUCUCCAAAUCAUCAUUCAAAGCCUCAGUACGUCUUGGUUGAUAAUUAUGGAUGCUUGGUGGACAGUAAGUUUGGAUCUGGACAGUCACGUUUUGUAUCCCCUCGAAAGUACAACAUGAUUAGACUGGAUGUGAAGGCUUUUCAGUUCAACCGAAAACCAAAUUCUGAGGUUUAUAUUCACUGUUCCAUGGUUCUGACAGAUAAUCAUCCACCAACAGAGAUGACCAAGUCCUGCACCUAUAACCAAGUCACACAGAGAUGGGAAGAACUGGAGGGUUUGGAUGAAGUGUGCCAGUGUUGUGAUUCUACGUGUGGAGAGCGCUUUCACUCAUCAAAUCCUGAGCCAGGGGUUGUGGCAAGCAGUACUGUUACGGCAUUAUUAGUUGCUGGAAACGACAACGAAGAGGCCAGUGAUCUGGUCUGACGCAGGGCAUCUUUGCCAACGCAGAAGUGACUUUGAGUAGCAGGGCAUAAAAUUUGCCCAGCCUAGAAGAAAACAUUGGAACACAUUUUGUUUGUAUGUUCUUCAAGAUGGGGAUAUUUCAGGAGCUUUCUUGGAUGUGAAAAAAUAUGUAUUUUUGUUAAACAAAAAAAAAAGUAAAUGUGCUCUGAGUGAGUCACCUUGGUAAGAUGUGAUUUUUGAUAAGCAACAGGUCUUGAUUGCAAAAAGUAUGUAAAUUGUUACGGGGUGGUUUCAGUAUUGCAUCUGAACAGUGGACAAACAUCUCCUAUGAUUAGGAACAAGUCUGCACUGUUCUUAAAACUGGUUACAUCUGGGUUCAGCUAAAAAGCAGGUGCCCAUAUGUUGUCUUAAAUUUGUUAUAAGACUUCUGCACUGUUUUAAAUUUUUGAGCUCCUGUUGCAAAAGACUGUCCCUAUGUCAGAGUAGAUUGCAGAGAAUUGCUGGACCUGGAUGUGUACAGAAUAUUAUUUUUGUCUAGUCUUCACAAAUUUGACUUGUCAGGCAUAUACAUUCAUUGACUUCAUUCAUUUAAUGCAGUCUUGCUUAGGUCACGUGACUCUAGUCAGAUUUAUAAAGUCUAAUAUUUAUUAUUACUUGAGUGAUUCCAGGAAGAGGACGUGGAUGUUUUCUCAUAAAACUGAAUACUUGGACUCAAACCACAAAGCUAGUUGCCAAGAGUAAAGCAAUUUGAUAAGACUGCUAAAGAGUACACUUUAAAAAAAAAAAAA